Cladophialophora psammophila CBS 110553 is the source of this 1068-nucleotide messenger RNA. RefSeq names its product deoxyhypusine synthase. Gene Ontology annotation, cellular component: cytoplasm. Bases 1 to 1068 code for a protein of 355 amino acids. Gene Ontology annotation, biological process: peptidyl-hypusine biosynthetic process. Gene Ontology annotation, molecular function: deoxyhypusine synthase activity. The transcript has 5 exons. The record is from RefSeq and is a predicted model, not a curated record. Lineage: Eukaryota; Fungi; Ascomycota; Eurotiomycetes; Chaetothyriales; Herpotrichiellaceae.
AUGGGAUCUGCACCACCGGCUAAAGCCACCGAUGCUGUCCUGGUACCUUCGGAACCUGUUGCUGAUGGAGCCCAACAGGUCAAGGGCAUCGACUGGAUGUCCUUGCCAGACGAACAGCGGACCAUCAUCUCAAAUUUCAUCGACCAACUCACCGGACAAGGUUUCCAAUCCAGUUCAAUAGGCGAUGCGAUCCGUAUCAUCAAUGACAUGAGAUCAUGGAGAGACGCCGAGUCAGGCGAGAAAACCACCAUUUUUCUGGGUUACACUUCCAACAUGAUAUCCUCAGGCCUGCGCGACACCUUCCGCUAUCUUGUCCAGCAUCGCCAUGUGUCGGCCAUUGUCACCACCGCCGGGGGUGUUGAGGAGGACUUCAUCAAAUGUCUGGCUCCGACAUACUUAGGCUCCUUCUCUGCCUCGGGGGCAGCCCUUCGAGCCAAGGGACUGAACCGCAUCGGUAACUUGAUCGUCCCCAACAACAACUAUUGCGCCUUCGAGGACUGGAUAAUUCCCAUCCUAGACAAGAUGUUGGCAGAGCAGGAAGAGGAGUUUGCAAAGUCCGGUGAACGAUUCAUGUGGACUCCCAGCACCAUCAUCCGUCGGCUCGGCAAAGAGAUCAAUGACGAAUCAUCGGUAUACUACUGGGCAUACAAGAACGACAUUCCGGUCUUUUGUCCCGCCCUGACGGACGGCAGCCUCGGAGACAUGAUCUACUUCCAUUCCUUCAAAGCGUCCCCUCUGCAUCUCGGCAUCGACAUAGCCAAAGACAUUCGAAAAAUCAACACAAUUGCCGUGCGGGCGAAGCGGGCAGGCAUGAUUAUCCUCGGGGGUGGGAUUAUCAAACAUCACAUAGCUAACGCGUGUCUCAUGCGGAAUGGCGCCGAAAGUGCCGUCUAUGUCAAUACUGCACAGGAGUUCGAUGGGAGCGAUGCUGGUGCCAGACCGGAUGAGGCAGUGAGUUGGGGCAAAAUCAAAGCCGAUGGGGACGGUGUUAAGGUCUAUGUUGAAGCUACAAUCAGCUUCCCCUUGAUUGUGGCCGCGACUUUUGCAAAACCAGAACCAAAAUCAUGA